GCGUUUUCUUUUUCUGUAACGUACGAAUAUACAAUUCAUUUUAAAUCCAAAAAUUUCUGGAAAUUGCAAGGAAGACGAAUAAAUCUUAUACCAGAUUUGUUGUCACAAUUUAUAAAUUCUAUGAAAAAAAAAAUCGCACGUUGUUAAUAUAAGUAUGUCUCAGGAAGAAAAGGAUUUGGAUAUAAAUAAAGCUUUUGAAGAUUUAUUAUUUACGGAAGAAAUUGCACAGAAAUCAGGCUACGAGAAAGGAUAUAAAAGUGGUAAAGAGCAAUUGUUAAAGGGAUAUCAUCUUGGAUACCAUAGAGCUAGCGUAAUUGCUGCUCAAUUAGGAUAUUACAGCGGAGUCUUGGAACAUUAUCUGCAAAAUAAUGAUACUGAUUGUGAAAAAACGAUAACAUUAGCCAAAAACCUUCUGAAAGAUAUUCAUAGUACUUUUCCUGAUCAUCAAGAUGAUAAUUUGGACAUUCUGAAAGCUGUAGAAGAUAUUAAAUGUAAAUAUGCCAAAUUCUGUUCAUUAGCAAAAAUUAAUUCACUCUAUCCUGAAGCAGAAAAACUUGAAUUUUAA
Messenger RNA from Cataglyphis hispanica, 565 nucleotides. RefSeq lists its product as uncharacterized. The record is from RefSeq and is a predicted model, not a curated record. The transcript is spliced from 2 exons. Bases 155 to 565 code for a protein of 136 amino acids. Lineage: Eukaryota; Metazoa; Arthropoda; Insecta; Hymenoptera; Formicidae.